Messenger RNA from Amoebophrya sp. A25, 1440 nucleotides. The record is from the annotation of a GenBank genome assembly. Lineage: Eukaryota; Dinophyceae; Syndiniales; Amoebophryaceae.
AGGCUUCUUCGACAGUUUAUUUUGAAUCAACAAUAGUACAUAGAGAUAGAACUAGAAGUAGUAGCAGACCUUUCCAAAUAAGCGAGGAUUGAUGAUCUAUCCUAUUCCUGUACUUCCUGAAAGAAUGAAAAUAGAAACAAGAUGAUGAACCGAGCGUCGAUGUUGUUUGAGGCUGCAGCCUGCCUCUCCGUCGCUGUCUUCCUUAGCUUCGGCUAUCUAGAGGUGAAAGCAGUAAAGGUCAUUGCAGUUUCGCGCCUUGCACUUGACGAGUGUGCGAUCACUGCCGGAAAUGAGCAGCAGGAAGCAACACUAGGUGACAUAUCUUCGUCAACAUCACGCACCGCGAGAGGGAGUGCGACGGAGGUCGAGAUGGCACAGGCCCAUAUAAAAUUUCAGGAGUUUGAAAGACUAUUCGGAGAAUACUUCGCUGAAGAAUCUGGGAUAUUUUCGAAGCUGCUCAACCAAGAAGUCGUUGACCUUAGUGAUGGAAACGAAAAUGCGUGUGCCGAGAAAGGAACACGCAACAAGAAGGCGCUUCUCCGUAGUCGAGUCGAGUCGCUGCAAAAGAAGAUGAGGGCUUGGCUGAUGCUGGAUCCAUCGAAUCUUGCAAGUACACAGAAGCGCUUUCUUGAGUUUCUCGAGGACUACGCGCAGAUUGUCAGCGAAGUGGACUCAUUAAGAGAUGAGCUUAAUAAAGAAGAAGACGCCGCCGGUGCAGCUGAUGGCGGUCUUCAUAAGCAUAUGCUUAGCCGGGAGGAAGAUGAGGAAGCGGCGAUCACAGUCCACGGGAAUCUCCGACAGGACGAGAAGAAACCCUUUACUCCUGGUCAUAGUCUGGCGAAAAGUAUUUCUUGGGCGGGCAAAAUCGGAAAGCAACUACGAAAUGUAGGCACGCCUACUGCAAGCAAGAGAGAUUCCGGGUCUCGCAGUGACGGUGACAACAUUCUUGACCGGGAGAUUCACGACGGCUUUGAGUCGGAAAUGUCCAGUAACAUAUAAAAAUAACAGGAGGCGAUGAAUAUGAUAGAUAGGUUUUGAGGACUCGAGCUUCAUCAGAUAGUACAGAUGUUGAAGAAUUUUCCUACAAGUUUGAGGACGCAUCAGGGAGCGCAUUUGUUUUCUUCGCUCUUUGAUCUUGUUCGUGACUUUGGUGUGGUUGUGAUAUGUGGAUGCUGAUAUCAUGUUGGCGACGUUGAUUUUGACCUUUAUAUUCCAGGACUCAAGGUUGCCAGUAGAGGGAAUUUUUAGAAGGUUAUAACGACCUUCAUCAUGGAGGAUAGAGCGGGAGCAAGUCCUCACAAGUCAACGGGUUACUACAAGUAUCUCUCAGGAGAACUUACGAUCAUGUACUUAUUCAUUGUCGCUUGUCUGCGAAAAGCUGAGCUCUUAGUACGUGCUUCAGAACCGCUUUGUAGUAGGAAAGCAAAAUGGCCCCAUGCC